AUGGGCUUCCAUAUGGUGCUGACGUUAAAAUAAAAUAAAUGAAACAUUCCAAAACAAUAUAUGGGAGCAGAUAUGUCUUUUUAGCAAAGAAAUGAGCUCCGCACGUAUCAAACUACAACUCCCAUAAGACAUCUGUUCUGAGUAGGUCAAUCAAUGUCCUGUGUGAUUUUCAACCAAUCAGAAUGCCGACCGCCAUGUGCGUCACCAGCUCGGACCUCAGUUUCUCGGCGUAUUUUUUUCUGAGAGAAGACAGCGGCUGGCGGCGCCAUAUUGAAAGAAGAACAUUGUUCCACUAAACGGCCCGAACCUUAAAUCUGCAGUCAUGUUGUACCUGGAGGAUUAUCUGGAGAUGAUCGAGCAGCUCCCCAUGGACCUCCGUGACAGGUUUACGGAAAUGAGAGAGAUGGACCUGCAGGUUCAGAACGCCACAGAUCAGCUGGAGCAGAAGGUCAUUGAGUUCUUCGUCAAUGCCAAGAAAAACAAACCUGAGUGGAGAGAAGAACAGAUGGAGGUCAUUAAAAAGGAUUAUUACAAAGCUUUGGAAGAUGCAGAUGAGAAAGUCCAGCUGGCCAAUCAGAUUUAUGACCUGGUGGACCGCCACCUGCGUAAACUGGACCAGGAACUGGCCAAGUUCAAGAUGGAGCUGGAGGCUGACAACGCCGGCAUCACAGAGGUCCUGGAGAGACGGUCUCUAGAGAUGGACAGUCCGUCUCAGCCAGUCAACAACCAUCACAUCCACUCUCACUCCGCCACUGAGAAAAGGAAGUACAGCGCUCCGACGCACCACACUACCGAACACGUUCCAGAGAAGAAGUUCAAGUCUGAAGCUCUGCUCUCCACGUUAACCUCAGACGCCUCCAAGGAGAACACCCCAGGUUGCCGUACCAACAGCACGUCCUCGUCCACCAACAAUGUGUACAGUGGUGUGACCCCCUCUCAGCCUCUGGCCUCCUACAACCUGAGCUCUCUGCCGGCAGGAACUGGAUCCGGAGCAGGAGCCAUCACCAUGGCUGCUGCUCAGGCCGUCCAGGCCACGGCUCAGAUGAAGGAGGGCAGGAGGACGUCCAGCCUGAAAGCCAGCUACGAAGCCAUCAAGAACAACGACUUCCAGCUGGGCAGAGAGUUCACUUUGUCCCGGGAGAACACCGGCUACUCCUCCUCCGCUCUGGCCUCCACCCUCACCCAGACCCUUACCCCCCCCACGGCCUCCGACUCCAGGGGGCGCAAGUCCAAAAGCAGCAUCAAGUCUUCCAACCACCAGUCCUCUUCCUCCUCCUCCUCUUCCUCGCUGUCGUCAUGCUCGUCAUCUUCAGCACUGGCUCAGGAGCUUUCCCAGCAGGCCUCAGCGCUGCCCGAAGCUGAGGCCAACAGCCAGGUGGACUGGACCUACGACCCCAACGAGCCCCGGUACUGCAUCUGUAACCAGGUAUCUUAUGGAGAAAUGGUGGGCUGUGAUAAUACAGAUUGUCCCAUCGAGUGGUUCCACUACGGCUGUGUGGGUCUGACCGAGGCUCCCAAGGGGAAGUGGUUCUGUCCUCAGUGUACCGUCGCCAUGAAGAGGAGAGGCAGCCGCCACAAAUAGACCUGGCAGCCAUGUUGGAUUGUAUCCUCCCAAAACAGGUCAAAGGACAACAGAAGGUUUCCAAUUCUGAGGAUAAAGUCUCAAUGUUGCAUUUAAAUCCAGCAGAAGUUUAACCAAUUGAUUACAUUUAGUUUAUUGAUUAAACAAUCGAUAGCUGAAGUCUGGCCAUUACUUCAUAUUAAACACGUACAUAUGUAUAUACGCACAUGUUUAUGUAUGUCCAACCUUACACACAAAGGUCACAGGUCAAACUUUAUUCAUUGUCAAUGAGGAUAUAACAUCUAAAGUAAAAUAUAUUUCACAUCAAUGAUUGGAAUUCAGACUUUUUGCUUUACCUCAAAGGCAUUGCAUUUAAAAAUUUCUGACUUAAUUGACAAAAACUUAAAGUCAUUUAAUGAAGUCAGAAGUUUGUCAUAAUGUGAGAAUCCAGAGUUAAUUAAAUACACGAGUAACGGAUCAUUAAUCUCAGAGCUGGAGAUUUUCUUCUUUUGUGGAAAUACUACAAACACAGAAGGAGCCUGAUUGAACCUGAUGAUGUCUCCAGGGACAUCAUGAAGACAAUGUCCUCACAAGAACCAGUCUCCCUGUCUGUCUCCUGGCAUUAGAAAUGUCUCCUCUUGUGAUCGGCUGUUUCUACUGUUUCUGUUUACAAAGACCAAAUGUUUGUUGUUGUUGUUUUGUUUCAUUAAAUGAAGAGGGGAAAAAAUAA
Pungitius pungitius (ninespine stickleback) is the source of this 2291-nucleotide messenger RNA. RefSeq names its product inhibitor of growth family, member 3 (gene ing3). Lineage: Eukaryota; Metazoa; Chordata; Actinopteri; Perciformes; Gasterosteidae. The transcript has 12 exons. Gene Ontology annotation, biological process: regulation of DNA-templated transcription. The record is from RefSeq and is a predicted model, not a curated record. Bases 323 to 1582 code for a protein of 419 amino acids. Gene Ontology annotation, cellular component: NuA4 histone acetyltransferase complex.